This is a messenger RNA of Racocetra fulgida, 148 nucleotides long. The record is from the annotation of a GenBank genome assembly. NCBI's taxonomy places the organism in Eukaryota, Fungi, Glomeromycota, Glomeromycetes, Diversisporales, Gigasporaceae.
AUGAAAUCAGUUUUAAAAGUUUUAUUCAUUUCACUUGCGGUUAUCUCAAGCGUCUUUGCUUUCCCUGCAGAAAGGGAUUCAAAGCAAGAAAUUCAUGUUACUUCACCAGGACCUGGUCCCUGGGCGGUUGGUAGCACCCAAGCUUGCA